CACACACACAUCUCACACACUACCGAAGCCAAACAUGUCUGUCUCUGAGUCCUACUGAAAUGAAGAGGACACGGCGGGGUUUGGACGCGACAGAAGAGUGCGCUGUCUACAAGGGCGGUUCGACUGACGCUCACGAUGAGGAAGUGCAGUCCAUGGAUGUUCCUGCCCGUGAUGUUCUCGGUCUUCACAGCUGCCGGCCUCUGGGUCGUGUAUUUCAUUGCUGUGGAGGACGAGAAAAUCACGCCACUCAGUUCAGAGUACAAAAGGUCCGAAUCUAAAUCUCCUCCAUAUAUCAGCAUUGCAGGCAACGCACCUCCUGCCAGCUGCGUGUUUAGUCAAGUCAUGAACAUGGCGGCCUUUGUAGGCUUUAUCCUGGGAGUGCUGAGAUACCUGCAGCUGAAGCCGCGAGUGCAGAAGCCCUGGCUCAACAUCGGCAGUCUGGCGGCGCUCUCGCUCGCCUGCUUCGGCAUGACUUUAGUGGGCAACUUCCAGCUGUCCAACGAUGAGGAACUGCAUAAUAUUGGCACCUCCAUGACCUUCGGCCUGGGGACCCUGUUCUGCUGGGUCCAGUCUUUCAUGACCCUGAAGGUCAACCUGAGGAGCGAAGGCAAGCGAGCAGGAAUCCCCCGCUUCCUGUUGUCCGGGGCGGUCACUUCCUGCAUGCUGCUCUAUUUCGCUCUGAUGGCCCAGCGGCUCCACAUGCACGCGGCCCGGGCCCAGUGGGCGCUGGUCAUGUUCUUCCUGACGUACCUGGGCACGUUCGCCAUCGAGUUUCGCCACUACCGCUUCGAGAUCGUCUGCAGCGACGAGCGCGAGCCUCCGCUCAGCCUGUCCGAGAGCUUCUCUGAGGUCUCAGAGUACCAGUCUGACCAGCUAUAGGCUCCCAGUGUUCGCCAGUCAUGCAUGUGAGCCCAGCGUAAUCUCUCCAGAAAGACCUUUGGAUGAUUGUGUUUGCUGAAUAGUAGAUAGGCAACAAGUUCAUGAAAUGCACAAGGAUUCACUGUGAUGUGUUCCAUGUUUGUGUGAGAUGACUGAAGUAACAAGGACACUUUUAAGAAGAUCCGAUACAGGUUUUUGGCAAGAUAAUCCUUCGAAAUACAGCAAUUAAUAAGAGUUUCUUGAUGCAGGUUAUUAUGAAGACUCUGUUAUUAUUCACCAAUUGGUUUGUCGCUUCGAAUCGGUAUGCUGUUAUUGUUUUCUGUGGAAGACAGAAGCACUUCUGAGGAAUCGU
Molecule: messenger RNA, 1231 nt
Organism: Rhinichthys klamathensis goyatoka
Lineage: Eukaryota; Metazoa; Chordata; Actinopteri; Cypriniformes; Leuciscidae
Gene: tmem150c
Product: transmembrane protein 150C
Exons: 8
Coding region: 136-879 (247 amino acids)
Source: RefSeq, a predicted model, not a curated record